Molecule: messenger RNA, 1389 nt
Organism: Cyphellophora attinorum
Lineage: Eukaryota; Fungi; Ascomycota; Eurotiomycetes; Chaetothyriales; Cyphellophoraceae
Product: CAAX prenyl protease 1
Exons: 3
Coding region: 1-1389 (462 amino acids)
Biological process (GO): CAAX-box protein processing
Cellular component (GO): endoplasmic reticulum membrane
Molecular function (GO): metalloendopeptidase activity
Source: RefSeq, a predicted model, not a curated record
AUGGCGUCCUUGCUACAGUCGCUGGGCGACUUACCACGGCGCCUGGCAGAGUUCCUCGACCGGCCUGGCUUUCCCUGGAAGAAGGUCAUCUUAGGCUUCUCAGUCGGCCAAUUUGUCCUCGAAGGGCUCCUCUCAUUACGGCAGUACCGAGUACUCCAGCACACGAAGCCACCCAAGGCACUACAAGAAGAGAUCUCCCAAGAAACCCACGACAAGUCACAGGCAUAUGGUCGCGCCAAAGCAAAAUUUGGUUUCAUCUCCGGUCUCUAUUCGCAACUUCAGAACUUUGUCUUCAUCCAGUAUGACGUCCUGCCGAAGCUAUGGUCGCUCACAGGUCUCUGGUCGGCAUACCUGCCUCAGAGAUUCUCUGGCGAGAUCUCACAUUCGGUGCUCUUCUUCCUGACUUUCAACGUCAUCUCACAGAUACUUUCUCUUCCGACAUCGUACUAUAGCACCUUUGUACUCGAGGAGAAAUUUGGAUUCAACAAGCAGAAACUAUCGCUAUGGUUCACAGACAUGCUCAAGUCACAGGCAUUGAUGGUUGCUCUUGGCCCACCUAUACUGAGCGCAUUCCUCAAGAUCAUCCAGGUUACCGGCACAAAGUUCUUCUACUAUCUAUGGCUCUUCACCAUCGCGGUACAAAUCUUCGCUAUGACCGUCUAUCCAGUAUUCAUCCUCCCACUCUUCAACAAGCUCUCACCACUGGAGCCCGGCGAGCUCAAGACCGGCGUCGAAGCUUUGGCUCAGAAGCUCAAAUUCCCUCUCAACUCCCUGUACGUCAUUGACGGCAGCAAGCGAAGCGCACACAGCAACGCCUACUUCUUCGGACUGCCCUGGAAGAAGCACAUCGUCAUCUAUGACACUCUGAUCGAAAAGAGCGAAACCGAAGAAGUUGUAGCAGUCCUUGGCCACGAGCUAGGCCACUGGGCCCUUUCCCACACCACCAAACUUAUGAUCAUCGCCCAGCUACACACCUUCUACAUCUUCGCCCUCUUCUCAAUCUUCAUCAACAAUAAUUCGCUGUAUUCCUCGUUCGGCUUCCACAACCAACACCCGAUUAUCAUCGGCUUCAUCCUUUUCUCCGACGCCCUUGCACCCAUGGAUACUAUCGUCAAGCUCGGCAUGAAUAUCAUCUCAAGGAAAUUCGAAUUUGAAGCAGAUAAAUUCGCGCUCGAUUUGGGGUAUAAGAAGGAGUUGGCGAAGAGUCUGAUUAAGCUGCAGGUGCAAAACUUGAGUACCAUGGACGCGGAUUGGAUAUACGCGACCUAUCACUACAGCCAUCCGAUCUUGGCUGAACGAUUGCAAGGCCUGGGGUGGGUCAGCACUGGGAAGGUCACAAAGGAGGAUGAGAAGUCGGAGGUGACGAAGGCGGCGGAUCGCGAGCUGUAG